Messenger RNA from Mycosarcoma maydis (corn smut), 900 nucleotides. RefSeq lists its product as uncharacterized. Gene Ontology annotation, molecular function: serine-type peptidase activity. The record is from RefSeq and is a predicted model, not a curated record. The transcript is spliced from 2 exons. The coding region runs from base 1 to 900 and encodes 299 amino acids. Gene Ontology annotation, biological process: proteolysis. NCBI's taxonomy places the organism in Eukaryota, Fungi, Basidiomycota, Ustilaginomycetes, Ustilaginales.
AUGCAAGCCGUCAGAGAAUCGUCCAUCACAGAACACGAGGUAUCCUUGUGCAUCCCGUCUGCGGAGGCAGGCGUAGACAUUGCUGGCAUCUUGCACCACCGUCACUCUGCGCAGCAAAAAACCCGCGAAAUAGCGCUCAUCCUUCACGGCCUUAUGGCACACAAGAAUCAGAGCUACCAUCGAGAGCUCGCCGCUGCUCUCCCUAUGGACAGCUUUCGAUUUGACUUUCGCGGGAACGGUGAUACAGGAGGUUCGUGGGGCAUGUGCAAUAUAGCACAGGACAUUCAAGAUAUCCAGGCGGUGGUGCACCAUCUGCGCCACCAGCUAGGCUACCGUGUCGAACUGAUCGUUGGCCACUCACGCGGCUCUCUCGAUGCCUGGGCAUACCUCGGUCGCGAUGAACGCCUGCGUUGGGACGAUGAUGUUGAUGUGCCUUACUUUGUGGCUGUUUCUGGUCGCUGGGAUAUGACACGCGUGAUGGACAGGUACGACAUGUACAAGCGUGGCUUUGAUAAGGAGGGUGUCUUCCGUUGGCGAACAAAGAGUGCAGGCGUGCAAAGAGAGUAUCCAGUUUAUCCCACGGAUCUUGCUCGAAUGGCCAACUUUCCAAUCCGUAGCAUCGUGAAACGGCUUUCUCACAACACCGACGUACUCAUUAUCCACGGUACCGAGGACCGUACUGUCCCCGUGGAUGAUGCUAGUAGCUACCUGGAUGAACUCUCAAACAUCCCUGGCCGGGCGCAAGACGCACAGCAGAUCCACUUGGUUCAGGGCUCCGACCACAUGUAUAAGGGCCACACCCAAGCGGUGGCCGAGUGCAUUGUUAGCUGGUACCACCAGCGCAAGUCUGCUAAGGCGGCGAGCUCCUCAGCUGGAGCUCCCGCACAGGCGCGCCUAUAA